This is a messenger RNA of Nothobranchius furzeri (turquoise killifish), 572 nucleotides long. RefSeq names its product histone H2A. Gene Ontology annotation, cellular component: nucleosome; chromatin. Lineage: Eukaryota; Metazoa; Chordata; Actinopteri; Cyprinodontiformes; Nothobranchiidae. The record is from RefSeq and is a predicted model, not a curated record. Gene Ontology annotation, molecular function: DNA binding; structural constituent of chromatin; protein heterodimerization activity. Gene Ontology annotation, biological process: heterochromatin formation.
UGUUGGGCGCAGAGACGCAUCUUUUCUUGAACGUAGCUUCUAGGAAGAAUAAACGCAAUCAUGAGUGGACGUGGAAAGACCGGAGGCAAAGCCAGAGCUAAGGCUAAGACCCGCUCAUCCCGUGCUGGACUCCAGUUCCCGGUGGGUCGUGUCCACAGGCUGUUGCGGAAAGGAAACUACGCCGAGCGCGUUGGAGCCGGAGCCCCCGUCUACCUGGCGGCUGUGCUCGAGUACCUCACCGCUGAGAUCCUGGAGCUGGCUGGAAAUGCCGCCCGCGACAACAAGAAGACCAGAAUCAUCCCCCGCCACCUGCAGCUGGCUGUCCGCAACGACGAAGAGCUCAACAAACUCCUGGGCGGCGUGACCAUCGCUCAGGGCGGUGUGCUGCCCAACAUCCAGGCGGUGCUGCUGCCCAAGAAGACCGAGAAACCCGCGAAGGCCAAGUAAAGCUUCAGGCCCUCAAACCGCUGAUCAGCAGCCCCACAACGGCUCUUUUAAGAGCCAACCACUCCUCUCGAAAAGCUUUUUUUCCUGAUCGAUGCAUUGUAAUUAAAUGCUGGUCUCAAAGUUGA